AUGGAUCAACAAUUACAAAAAAAUAAAGCUGAACUACAAAUGGUUCAAGUACAAUUAGAUCGUAAAACAGUGGAUGCUAAACUGAUUGAUAUCACCAAGGAAGAAUUAAAAUCAGGUUCUAAUGAAAAUAGAGUAUGGGAAGGUGUUGGUAAAAUAUUCUUAAGUCAAUCUAUUGAUGAAUAUAAAGAUAGAUUAAAUCAAGAUCAAAAAAAUAUAUUUGAUCAAACAAAAGCAAUGAAGAUUAAAAGAGAUUAUUUAACUACAAGUUUAGAGAAAACCGUUGAUAGUAUGAAUUCAAUCUUGUCAGGUAAACGUCCGGAAUAA
Molecule: messenger RNA, 324 nt
Organism: Hansenula ciferrii
Lineage: Eukaryota; Fungi; Ascomycota; Saccharomycetes; Phaffomycetales; Wickerhamomycetaceae
Gene: PFD1
Product: prefolding complex chaperone subunit
Exons: 1
Coding region: 1-324 (107 amino acids)
Biological process (GO): protein folding
Cellular component (GO): cytoplasm; prefoldin complex
Molecular function (GO): protein folding chaperone
Source: RefSeq, a predicted model, not a curated record